AUGAUGAAACCAAUUGCAGCUAAUGAACAUGAACAAGGUUUCCUGGAAUAUCUCGAAGAUAUAAUCGGCACAGAACGUUUUAAAAAACCAUUAGAAUUACUCAAUCUUAAAGUUGAAGAAUUAAGUGCAAUGUGGGCUGAAAAGAAAAAUCGUGUUAAAGCUGCACAAAACGAAGUUCAACAAUUAGAUGGUCCAUAUCAACAAGCAUUAGAUUUUAUUAAAUGUGAUAAUGAUUAUAAAUUAGCUAAAUCAAAAAUGUUACAGUUAAAACGUUUUGAAUUAGGUGAUCAAGAAAUUUCAUUAACAGUUAAAUAUACUGAUCGAGAAGAAAAAAUGAAAGAAUCAAAUGAACAAUGUAUAUCAAAAAAACAUUUAUGUAAACAAAGUCAAGAUGAAUUAAAUCGUUUACAAAAAUCCUAUGAUAAAAAUAAUAAUGAAUUAACUAAACUUAAAAAAUCUUUAGUUGAUUAUGAAACUGAAGAUGGUACAAUACGGCAUGAAAUAAAAACAAGUUUUGAACAAGAAAAAAAAUAUGAAAAACAAAAUGAACAAGAAUUAUCAAAAGUUCAAACAUGGGAGAAUAUUCCAAAUGAAAAAUUAAAAGAAAUAAAUCAAAUUGAAGAAGAUUUAAAAAUAGCUGAAAGUCAACAAGAAAAAUUUGAGAUUGAAUUAAAUAAAUUAAAACAAGAUCUAUUACCACAAACUGAACAAUGGAGAAAAGAAUUAACUGAUAAAACAAAUAAUUGUAAUCGUUUUAAACAAGAUAAAUAUGCAAAUAAAAAAAAAGAUUAUGAACUUGCACAAAAUCGUUUACAAUUAUUAUUAAGUGAAGAAGAACGACAUAAAAAUACAUUAAAUGAAAUGAAAAAUGAUUAUGAAAAUAAACAAAAAGAACUUAAUGUAAAACAAGAAAAAUUUCAUGAAAUUGAUCAACAAAUAAAUCACACAGAAAAAUUACAUCAAGACAAAGAACAAUUAUUAAAAGAUAUUGAAGAAGAAUAUUCUAUUGUUGAUAAACGUUUUAGACAAAAUCAACUUGAACUUAAUAAUAUUAAUUCACAAAUGCAAACAACACAAAGUCGUGAUAGAACAUUAAAUUUUCUACUUGGGCAAAAACAGCAAGGAAAAUUACAAGGAUUUCAUCAAAGAUUAGGCGCUCUUGCUAGUAUCGAUAGUAAAUAUGAUGUUGCUAUUUCAACAGCUGCUGGUGGUUAUCUUGAUUAUUAUGUUGUUGAUGAUGUUAAAAGUGGUGAAGCUGCAAAAAAUCUUCUUAAAGAACAUAAACAAGGUACAGGUAGUUUUAUCUGUAUGGAUAAAAUGCUUAGACAUUCUCAACAAGCCAAUCGUCGUUUUGAUGUACCACAAUUAGCACCAAAUACAUAUCGUUUAUUUGAUUUAAUUGAUAUUAAUGAUUCUAUUUAUAAAAAUACAUUUUAUUAUGCUCUUCGUGAUACACUUGUUGUUGAUAAUAUUGAUGAUGCACAAAAAGUUGCAUUUGGUAGUCAAACACGUUAUCGUGUUGUUACUCUUAAAGGUGAAACUAUUGAACAAUCAGGUACAAUGUCUGGUGGUGGUUCAUAUCAAGUUCGUGGAAAAAUGACUUUAAAAACAGCUGGCAAUCGCACAUCACGACAAAGUAUUAAUAUUGAUCCAGCAAAAAAAAAUCAAUUAGAAAAAAGCGUGAAAGAGGAUGGUGAAAAAUUAACUGAACUUGAACAACAACGUUUUCAAUUAACAACAGAAGAAAAACAAUUGAAACACAAAUUAGCUGAUGAAAAACGAAUUCAUACACAAAUUAAAAAUGACCUUAAAAAUUUACCUAAUCAUGUCGAAACAUUAAAAGCAUCAGUUGAAAAACAACAAAAACUUGUUGAAUCUAAAACAGUAUCAGCAAAAGAUCGAGAAAAAUACGAUGAAGAAUUAAAGCAAACUAAGAAAGAAUAUGAUGCUGCUAAUGAUGAACUUGAAGAAUUAAAAGCUGCAAUUGAUGUUGUAACAAAACGUAUAAAUGAUCAUAAUAAACUUGCUCUUGCUCAACCACAAGCUGAUCUUGAUAAUGCAGUAAAACAAGUUAAAAAAUUACAAAAUAUAAUCGAUACAGCUAAUGUUGAAAUAACCAAUGCUCGCCGUAAUCUUAAAAAAAGUCAAGAUAAAAUUAAAGCUAAUCAAACAGCGAUUGAUCAAAUAUUAAAAAAACGUGCUGAUCUUAAUGUACGAUUAGAAAAACUUGAAGAAUUAGCAAAAAAUGCUGAUGAAAAGAAAACACAAAUAGAAAGUGAUUUGGAAACAAAUAAAACAAAUAUGGCAGAAUUACGUGAAACAAUACGAAUUACAGAAGCUGAAUUAGCCGAUAUUGAAAAAGACAUUGUUCAUUUAAAACAUGAAUAUGAAGCAGCACAAAAAGAAUUGGCUCAAUGUCGACAUGAAAUUAGUGUGAUAGAUGUCGAGAUCAAUGGAUUACGUUUAUGUCAUGUUAUUGAUGACGAAGAAGAUACAUCUGAUGAUAGUACAUCAACAAACAACUAUCUUAAAGAAAUUCCAAUUCAAAAAUAUGAUCGUUCUGAUCUUGAUGUUUAUACAAUGAAAGAUUUAGUUGCAGCAACAUUAGAACGUGAAAAUGAAUUAAAACAAACACAUUGUAAUUUAACUGCUAUUGGUGAACAUCGUCGUGCUGUUCGUAACUUAAAUAUGAGACAAAAAGAUCUUGUUGAACUAGAAACACGUCGUGAUCAUAUACGAGCAAAACGUGAUCGUUUUAAUGAACAACGACAAACAGAAUUUCGAGCUGGUUUUGAUCAAAUAUCACGUACACUGAAACAUAUUUAUCGAACUAUAACAGAUGGUGGAGAUGCUGAAUUAGAAUUUUGUUCGAGUAAUGAUCCAUUUGUUGAUGGUGUAGAAUUAAGUAUUCGGCCACCAAAGAAAUCUUGGAAGCGUAUAUGUAAUUUAUCCGGUGGUGAAAAAACAUUAAGUUCAUUAGCAUUUGUUUUUGCUUUACAUACGUUUCGUCCAACACCAAUUUAUGUUAUGGAUGAAAUUGAUGCUGCUCUUGAUUUUAAAAAUGUUUCGAUUGUUGGUCGAUUUAUUAAAGAACGUACAAAAAAUGCACAAUUUAUUGUUAUUUCAUUACGUGAAAAUAUGUUUACACUCGCUGAUUAUCUUAUAGGUAUUUAUAAAGUAAAUAAUUGUUCUCAAACAGCAUCACUUCGUCCAGCUCUUUUUGCUAAAAAAUUAGAAGAACGAAAGAAAUCACAUCUCAUUUGCUCACAAGAACAAACUAAUCCUAGUCAUAAUCAAGAUGAAAAUGAUGUUACAAUGACUGAACAUAAUGAUCAAGCAAAUACUUAUGAUACUCAUAGUACUAGUAUUCAUCAAAAUCAAACUGCUAUGUCAGAUAAUAAUGGAUUCUAA
Messenger RNA from Rotaria sp. Silwood2, 3411 nucleotides. Lineage: Eukaryota; Metazoa; Rotifera; Eurotatoria; Philodinida; Philodinidae. The record is from the annotation of a GenBank genome assembly.